CCUUCACUAUAAGUGGGCAGACACCCUAAAGCAGAAGGCAGGCAGUCCCUUCUUUCAAACAGAGGAGUGAUUCACGUAGCAAAAUCUCUAUAUCCAGAGUUCAGUAAGUGAAGAAACAUGGUGAGAACACCUUCCUGUGACCAAAAUGGGAUGAGGAAAGGGACCUGGACUGCAGAGGAAGACAGGAAGCUGAUCGCCUAUGUCACUCGCUAUGGCUGCUGGAACUGGCGCCAGCUCCCCAAAUUCGCAGGGCUGAAAAGGUGCGGGAAGAGCUGCAGGCUGCGGUGGAUGAACUACCUCCGCCCCAAUGUGAAGAGAGGGAAUUACAGUAAAGAGGAAGAAGAGACCAUCCUCAACCUCCACUCAUCCCUUGGAAACAGAUGGUCAGCAAUUGCGGCCCACCUUCCCGGCCGGAGCGACAACGAGAUCAAGAACCACUGGCACACCAGCCUCAAGAAACGCGCCAGGCAAAGAAUUAGUCAGGAAGUGAAACUACUGGAUGAAACCCAGAAGAUAGAGGAGGAGAAGAAGGUUGAGAUUCCACAAAAAGUCCAAGUACCGGAGAGCAGCUCCACGAUUAGCUCAACGUCAGCUUCGACACCUGGGAGUGAGCCCAGUUGUAUGUCCUCGUCAGCAUCAUGGGCCGGAUUUGGAGAUGAGCUGGUUUCCGACGAUGCGAGCUGCUUCGCCGAUGUGUGGGAGGCCGAAGCAGCAGCAGCAGCGGCGGCGGCGGCGGAGGCUUACUUUAGUGAUGAGAUGGAGAUGGAGAGGGAGUUGUACGGAGGGUGGACAGAGUCGCUGCUCACAACUGAGAGCUACUACUGGCAGGUGCCCAGUAGUGAGUUUUUCGCCACUUUCGCUGCCGAUCAGGAGCCUCAGUCGCCCUUGUUUUGCUGAACGGCGGCGGUGAUUCAUCAUUUGAGUUGUAAUUAUUUUAUCUAGUAAUUUGAUGAGGGUGGUGAUUCGUGAUAUUGCAGUCCCCAAGAGCCCAAUUUUUUUGUGUAGUGGUAAAACUAGUAAAACUAAAUAAAGACGGUCGUAAUUAAUUAAGUAGAGUUAUGAAAUCAGUUGCAAUAAUAUUAUUACUGCAAAAACUUUUGCAGGGGUUGGCAAGUGGGUUCAAGUGGAUAGGAUGGAAGGUUUGAGGCUUAUUAAUUGAUGAUUAUAUAUAUUUAGGUGGCAUGAUUGGGGUUGGAUAAGGAAUAAAUCUCUAUUUUAUCCUCUUUGUGAUGUUAUGUUAAUUGUGGUUUUGUU
This is a messenger RNA of Linum tenue, 1254 nucleotides long. The record is from the annotation of a GenBank genome assembly. Lineage: Eukaryota; Viridiplantae; Streptophyta; Magnoliopsida; Malpighiales; Linaceae.